This is a messenger RNA of Galleria mellonella (greater wax moth), 1154 nucleotides long. RefSeq names its product tRNA pseudouridine synthase-like 1. Gene Ontology annotation, biological process: tRNA pseudouridine synthesis. Lineage: Eukaryota; Metazoa; Arthropoda; Insecta; Lepidoptera; Pyralidae. Bases 195 to 1154 code for a protein of 319 amino acids. Gene Ontology annotation, molecular function: RNA binding; pseudouridine synthase activity. The record is from RefSeq and is a predicted model, not a curated record. The transcript is spliced from 6 exons.
CCACAUUGUCUUUUUGGUAUUCUUUACACAAUAAAUAAUAAUCUACAUAAUCUGUGGAGUAUAUAUGCACAACGGCACAGUAUUUAUAGAAUUUUAUAUAGUAUGUAUGUGAUUUUUAAAAACAUAACCUUAUUUCUUCUUGCCUAUUAAUCUUUUUUUAAGAAUUAUUUUAUUAAAAAAAAUAAUACAAAAUAAUGAAAGCCAGAUACCUGACGUUCUUCUCGUAUAUAGGAACAGGUCUCAGGUCAUCUGAAAAAAUUUGGUUAAAAGAAGGACGGCACUAUCCAGAUCCUCAGAGUGUUCAAGGUCUCAUGGAAAUAGCGCUGCUAAAAUUUAAGUCAUUGAACUAUCCUCUUUUUAUUUUAUCUAGUCGCACAGAUGGAGGAGUCCAUGCACUAAAUUCCAGUGCACACUUUGAUCUAGAAAAAUAUGGUGGAAGUAUAUAUGAACCUAAUAACAUUACGUAUCAACUAAACAAGUAUUUCUUCAAGAAUAACAUCAGUAUAUAUGUCAAGAAAUGUUUAAGAGUAUCUGAUGACUUCAAUGCUAGACGUAAAGCAAUAUCUAGGACUUAUUUAUAUAGACUGGCAGUGAUAAAGAAAGACAUUGUAAUACCAGAGUAUGUUAGCAUUGCUUCAUAUAUACCAAUUGAAGAGUGGAAGAGAUGUCACUUUUUAAGAUUACACAAUUUUGAUAUAGAAAAAUUUAAAGAGGGUGCUAAAUACUUCGCGGGGUACCAUGAUUUCACAACUUUUAAGAGAUUUGAUAAGUUACAACAACACAAACACAAUCGUCGUACUAUAUACUCUAUAGAAGUAAAACCUGGUCGCCCUACAGUAACAAGUUACACACACUCCCAAGAAAGUAUAUUUGAUUAUUGGGACGUUGAGAUCAAAGGCAGAUCUUUUGUACACAAUCAGAUAAGGCGAAUGAUAGGCACACUGAUCAGUGUUGCUACAGGCAAAUUACCAGCUGAAGAGAUAAAGGUUAUGCUGCAAGUGCCAUCCAAAUACUCGUGGCACCCGUUCAUACAAAACUGCCCCCCUGACGGUCUGUACUUGUGCAAUGUAGAGUACAACCCUGAAGAUUUGAUAUACAAACCCACAGGGACAUCUGAAGAAGUAGAAGAAAGCUUGAACAGUGACAGUGAGUGA